Argentina anserina (silverweed cinquefoil) is the source of this 1697-nucleotide messenger RNA. RefSeq names its product protein EARLY-RESPONSIVE TO DEHYDRATION 7, chloroplastic-like. The record is from RefSeq and is a predicted model, not a curated record. Gene Ontology annotation, cellular component: plasma membrane. NCBI's taxonomy places the organism in Eukaryota, Viridiplantae, Streptophyta, Magnoliopsida, Rosales, Rosaceae. The transcript is spliced from 5 exons. Bases 117 to 1451 code for a protein of 444 amino acids.
ACGCGGCUCCUCCGCUCGGCCGCCACGUCCACACAGCAACCCUAAGCCAAACUCCCUCUCUAAAUAACCCCCCAAUUCUCUUCUCAGUUCUCAAUUCUCAAAUCUUCAGAGAAACCAUGUCUUCAAAUCCCAACUCCUCUCUCUACCCACAAGUCAUCCAAUCCAACCCAGACGCCCCAAUCCCCAAUUCCUCUUCUUCCUCCUCCUCCAUGUACCCCACCGUCGACGUGGCCCACCUCGCCGAGGACCUCUUCCCCGAAACCGACGCCGUUCCCCAAACCCUCCAAUCCUCCGAGGACCUCCUCAUCACGAUCCCCGGCGCGAUCGUCCACCUCAUCGAGAAGUCCUACAGCAUCGAGCUCGCCAGCGGCGACCUCACCAUCGUCGCUCUCCGCCAGAGCGGCAACGUAGUGGCCGUCCUGGCCCGCGUCGGCGACGAGAUCCAGUGGCCGCUGGCGAAAGAUGAGUCGGCCGUAAAGCUGGACCACUCCCACUACUUCUUCAGUCUCCGCGUCCCGAGAAAACAAAACAGCAAAUUUGGUUUAAUUAGCCAACAGUCGGAGAAGAAUGGGGAAAUGGAGCUGCUCAAUUACGGCCUGACGAUCGCGACCAAGGGGCAGGACGGUCAGAUGAGGGAGUUGGACCGGGUUCUGGAGACGUAUAGCUGCUUUUCGGAGCAGAAGAUGUCGGGGUUGGAGCAUUGGGAUGUUCUGGAUGGGGCUGUGGCGAGGGAGACCUCGCCGGAGGAUCUGGAUUCUAGCGACAAGAAGAGAUUGAUGGGCGACAGCUCGGCUGCGUACUGGACUACGCUGGCGCCCAAUGUGGAGGAUUACAGCUCCAAGUGUGCCAGGAUGAUUGCUUCGGGGUCGGGGCAGCUGAUCAGGGGGAUUCUGUGGUGUGGGGACGUGACUGUGGAUAGGCUCAAGUGGGGAAAUGAGUUCCUGAAGAAGAGGAUGGGGCCGUGUUCGAGUUCCGAGAUUAGUCCUGAGAUUUUGAAGAGGAUGCAGAGGGUUAAGAAGUUGACAAAGAUGUCGGAGAAAAUGGCAUCGGGGAUCCUUUCUGGGGUGAUUAAAGUAUCUGGAUUCUUUACGAGUGCAAUUGUUAACUCGACAGUGGGCAAGAAAUUUUUUAGCCUUCUCCCUGGAGAAAUCGUCCUGGCUUCCUUGGAUGGAUUCAGCAAAGUCUGUGAUGCUGUUGAAGUUGCUGGAAGGAAUGUCAUGUCAACCUCAUCUGUUGUCACCACUGGACUUGUUUCACAGAGGUAUGGAGAACCGGCAGCAAAGGUCACAAAUGAAGGGCUUGAUGCUGCAGGGCAUGCUAUAGGGACUGCUUGGGCAGUGUUCAAGAUAAGAAAGGCUCUUAACCCCAAGAGUGUCGUUAAGCCUACUACUCUUGCUAAAGCUGCUUCUGAAGUAAAGUCCUCCAAGUUGAAUUCCACAAGUAGCAAGUGAUGGGUGCUUUUGGUAGUAGUUCGUUAUUGCUGUAUUGAUUUGUUGCUUUGUAAAUUGACAUAUGUUCUGGGCAAGAUGGUGUGUAUAUUUGCAUUUCCUAUGAUCCAAAUGUCAGUGCGCCAAAGGAUAAUGUAUGGUUUCAAUGGCAUCUUCGUGCUCAGCAGUGUAAUAUUUUAUUGUUCACAGUAGGUUAUGUUAUUGUAGCGUUAGUAUAAUGUUUGUGGUAGAAUGGUCGUCUUCUUAUAA